GUGUUAGCAUCUACAAGGGAAAUAGCAGGACAGAAUGCAGCCAAGUUUCAGGAAAUAGGAAGAUACAUGAAAGUGUCAGUAUGUCUUCUUGCAGGUGGUACCUCGCCGCUCGCUGAUAUUUCGGCGCUGUCUGAAAGUCCUCAAGUGGUCGUAGGCACACCAGGAAGAGUUAACUCAAUGAUCGAAGGCGGACAUCUCAAGACCUCGCAGAUUAAAAUAUUUGUCUUAGACGAAGCAGACGAAAUGCUCAAGGCGGGCUUUGAGGAACAGGUCAAGAAUAUCUUUGUUUCAAUCAAGGCCGAGUCAUUUCAGUCUCUUCUUUUUUCUGCCACCUAUUCUGAACAAGACCUCAACGUUAUUAAAAACAUGGUGGAAGAGCCAGUUGAAAUAGAUCUGAGAUAUGAGGACCAAACAUUGAAGGGUAUCAAACAGUACUUUGUAGACAUUGGGCCGUCACUGGCAAGGGGGUAUUCGCCAACUGCAAGAGACCAGGAAGUAAUUCUUAAGGCUCACACCUUGAUGGACAUUUUCAAGAACCAGGUGCUCUCCCAGGCCAUGGUCUUUUACAACAGGAAGUCCCAUGCAGCUCUAAUUCAUAAGACUCUCAAUGAGAAUGGAUUCCCAUGCGAGCUUAUCACCUCUGAUUUUUCACAGGAGGAGAGAAAUCAAAUUUUGAACAAUUUUAAAAGUGGAAAGACUAGAAUUCUUGUUUCUUCUGGUCUUUGUAAGAGGGGUAUUGAUGUGCAGGCGCUUUCAGUUGUGGUGUGCCUUGAUGUUCCGAAUCUUGACGAGAAAAACGAUUUUAUUCAUCGGGUGGGAAGGUCUGGAAGGUACGGAAGAAAAGGUAUUGCAUUGCAUAUUCUGAAUUCACAGGAGGCUGACAUGCUUAAAAAGAUAGCAGACCAUUUCCACAGUAUUAUUACGCCGCUCCCUGCUGGAUUCAGCUUUAAAGAUUAA
This is a messenger RNA of Vittaforma corneae ATCC 50505, 957 nucleotides long. RefSeq lists its product as uncharacterized. The annotation marks the transcript as partial. The transcript has a single exon. Lineage: Eukaryota; Fungi; Microsporidia; Nosematidae. The record is from RefSeq and is a predicted model, not a curated record. Gene Ontology annotation, molecular function: RNA helicase activity; ATP binding; RNA binding.